CCGCCAUCUCUCCACUUGGACCAUCGACUGUGCCAUGUUCGGCCUCGGGUUAAACAGCGGCCUCAGCCUUUCAGGCCUACCCCUGAAGCACCUCGUUCUGGGCUUCAGCUUUGUCAUCUUUGGCUGGGAAAACUACCUCGCGUACCGUCAGCAUCGCAGGCUCAAGGAAACCGCCGUCCCCAAGGCUCUCGGCGAUAUCGUCACCCAGGAGACCUUUGACAAAGCUCAGGCUUAUGGUCGCGACAAGUCGACCUUCAGCUUCUUCUCUGGCCUUUAUCAGCAACUCCAAACCACACUCGUCUUUUCCUUCGAUGUUCUUCCCAAGUUCUGGACCCUGGCUGGCGGCUGCCUUGCCUACUUCGGCUUGGGUGGAAACGAGAUUGCCCAAUCCAUUGCCUUCCUUGCUCUGACCUCCCUGGCUUCGACUGCUAUAAACAUGCCCUUCUCCCUCUACUACACCUUCGUCGUCGAAGAAAAGCAUGGGUUCAACAAACAAACUCUCUCUCUGUACUUCUCGGACCUGGCCAAAACCGUUCUGCUCACUGGUGUCAUCGGCGGCCCCCUCGUAUCGGCCUUCCUGUGGAUCAUCAAGAAAACCGGCAAGAACUUCUUCUUCUACGUGUGGCUCUUUACCCUCGUGUUCCAGCUCGUGUUCGUCACCAUCUACCCGACCUUGAUCCAGCCUCUCUUCAACAAGUUCACUCCUCUUGAAGACGGUCCCCUGAAAGAGAAGAUCGAGGCUUUGUCUGCCCGCGUCAAGUUCCCGCUCACCAAGCUCUUUGUUGUCGACGGAAGCAAGAGAUCUAGUCACUCCAACGCCUACUUUUUUGGAUUCUUCAAAAACAAGCGCAUCGUUCUGUUUGACACCCUGCUCGAGCAGUGCAACCACGAGGAAAUCUGCGCCGUUCUUGCUCACGAAAUCGGCCACUGGAAAAUGAGCCAUAUCCUGAAAAUCCUCGCGAUCUCUCAAGUCCAGCUCUUUGGCAUCUUCUACCUGUUCUCGAGAGUGAUUAACCAUACUCCCCUCUACUCGGCCUUUGGUUUCGACACCAAGCCCAUCAUCAUUGGCUUCCUGCUCUUCCAGUACAUUUACACCCCCGUGGAGUCGAUCUCUGGCUUCUUGAUGAACCUGCUCUCCCGCAAGCACGAGUUUGAGGCUGACGCCUAUGGCAAGCAGCUCGGAUAUGCAGACACCCUGAAGUCGGCUCUCGUCAAGCUGCAGAUCAAGAACCUUGGCAACAUGAACCCCGAUAAGAUGUACUCUGCCUGGCACUAUAGCCACCCUCCUCUCGUCGAGCGACUCGAGGGCUUGGCCAAGGCUGAGUGAACAAGCCGGCUGGCCACUGGCCUCAAAGCCAACGAAGCCAGCGAAGCCAGCGAAGCCGAUCCGGCUGUAAUUUAGACCUCCGCGCCGUGCUCGUGUAUACGACUGUAAUGCGAAUGGUAUUCAAUAAACUAUCGGACGUCAUUCUGUUCAAAGAUA
Molecule: messenger RNA, 1483 nt
Organism: Polychytrium aggregatum
Lineage: Eukaryota; Fungi; Chytridiomycota; Chytridiomycetes; Polychytriales
Product: peptidase family M48-domain-containing protein
Exons: 6
Coding region: 35-1327 (430 amino acids)
Biological process (GO): CAAX-box protein processing
Cellular component (GO): endoplasmic reticulum membrane
Molecular function (GO): metalloendopeptidase activity
Source: RefSeq, a predicted model, not a curated record